AUGUCGGGAAACCAGGAAGAAAUUGACAAUCCUCUUCAGGAAUGUUUUCAUAAUAUAGAGAGAAUACAAGCUAAUUUCACAGGGAGGAGAAGCCAUAGAAAAGCAGAACGCAGUGAUGACUUUGAUUGCACACUAUGCUUGAAAUUACUAUAUGAACCUGUCACAACUGCUUGUCGGCAUUUCAUGCCUAUUUCAGUCAAUGGAUCGAUGAGUUCCACCUAUUAUAGAUUGAGUCUGGCAUUCUCACUUCUACAGAGUAUAACAAUUAGUGGAUUUGUGUGUCAUAGCCUUCAGAGUUUACCAAGAUUGUUUGCUUCAGUUCUGACACCUUCAAUACAAAAGAAAUUCACAGAGGAAUUUGCCGAAAGGAAGUUGGAGAAUGAUACAAUGACAAACUUUGGUGUUGGUUUGAUGCCACUCUUUUUAAUGGAUGGUGUCCUUCCAUUUCAGAAGUUUCCGCUACCCAUUUUUGAACCUCGGUAUGGACUUAUGGUUAUCAUUGAUUCUUCAAGAGGUUCAAUAGCUGAUUUUGCUUGUGAAGUGGAAAUUACCAAACAAUUUGAGGGACUUCUCGGCGUGGAAGCGCUGAUGCCUUCACUACAAGAUCCUAAGCCUUGCUUCUUUAUCAAACCAGCAUCCUCAAGAAAGGUUGGAUCUCCUACGCUUGAGAGAUACAAGAGAGGUAUUGCACUUUUCUCCCCUCUUAACGUUGGGAAUUUCAAGUGCAUGUGGAGUACACAACGCAAACUGAUAUAUCUCAUAGCAAAAGAGCAAGGUUGUCAAGUGCAAUGA
Prunus armeniaca (apricot) is the source of this 792-nucleotide messenger RNA. Lineage: Eukaryota; Viridiplantae; Streptophyta; Magnoliopsida; Rosales; Rosaceae. The record is from the annotation of a GenBank genome assembly.